UAGUCAGAUCAGAGACUUUGCAUUGAAACUUAUUGGAAAAGGUUCACUAUAGACCAAGAUGCAAGAAGUCCGUAAUAAUAUCAUUAGACAGAAUUACCAUGAGGAGAGUGAGGCUGCCAUCAACAGGCAGCUCAACCUGACGAUGUACGCAUCUUACACGUACUUAUCAAUGUCGGCAUAUUUCGGCAGAGCCGACAUCGCCGUUCCAUGUGCACAUGAGUUCUUCAAGAGGGCACACGAAGAGGAGCAGGCCCACUUGUGGAAGCUGAUCAAAUUUCAGAACAUGCGAGGAGGCGUUGUUGGUCUGCAGGACGUCGUGAAACCAGACAGAGACGAAUGGGGAUCCCUCCUGGAGGCAAUCGGGAAGUCACUGGAGCUCGAGAAACAAGUCAACCAAUCACUGCUGGAUCUUCAUGCGAUUGCAGACAGACAUGGUGACGCACAGAUGUGCGAGUGGAUUGGAGCGAACUUUCUGACCAAUCAAGUGCUGACCAUCCAAGAGCUUGGAAAUCACAUCACUCAGCUUGGCCGGGUGGGUGCUGGUCUUGGAGAGUACAUCUACGACAAGGAAUCGCUGUGUAACCCACAGUGUUUGUGUGUCCGCCGCCAACCCCCUAAAUGUACAUGCAAAUAAUUAUUGUCCAUCUCCUCACAAACGGGUAUAGACUUGUGGACAAGUCGUUAUUGGUCUGUCGCGGUUAGAUAAUCGAGUCGUGAAAGUGGCAUAAUAAGACUCCAAGAUGCUCUCGCGCGAAACUGCUGGCUGCCGACUGAAAUGAGACUGCGCGAGAUCAGUAGUCUCGCGGGAAUGUCGCGGGAGUCGCAGAGACAGUCAGAUCGCUAUCACCUCGACAUACGCCUUGUCCACAAGUCUUUAAACGGAUACAGCUCUUUUAUAAGAGUUAACUAUUAAUGCACAAAACACGUGGGCUGCAAGUGAGUAGUGAUAAUAUAAAAAUAACAAAAUAAAAGAACACAAGGUCCGCCAAUUUAUAACAUUCAUGUUUGUUUUUGUUACAUGGCUUUUAAAACAUUGGGUUUUUAUUGCAUUUAUGGGUGACACAACACCCUUAAAGAUUCUGUACACUAUUGGUAAUUGUCAAAGACCAGUCCUCUCACUUGGUGUAUCUGAAUAUAAUGCAUAAAUAACAAACC
Messenger RNA from Asterias rubens (European starfish), 1155 nucleotides. RefSeq names its product soma ferritin-like. The record is from RefSeq and is a predicted model, not a curated record. Lineage: Eukaryota; Metazoa; Echinodermata; Asteroidea; Forcipulatida; Asteriidae. The coding region runs from base 59 to 634 and encodes 191 amino acids. The transcript has 3 exons. Gene Ontology annotation, molecular function: ferric iron binding; ferrous iron binding. Gene Ontology annotation, biological process: intracellular iron ion homeostasis; iron ion transport. Gene Ontology annotation, cellular component: cytoplasm.